Molecule: messenger RNA, 1269 nt
Organism: Geodia barretti
Lineage: Eukaryota; Metazoa; Porifera; Demospongiae; Tetractinellida; Geodiidae
Source: the annotation of a GenBank genome assembly
AUGAGUCGCGAAUCGCGCGGCAGGCAAUCGGAGGCCGAUCGCGAAGACCCGGAAGAAGCGGGGACGCGUCUCUUCGCCGCGUAUGAGACCCGCCCGGCGUUCUUUGACGAGAUGUUCGAGGCCACCGGCGUGCCGCGCGCCCAUUGCCGGGAGCUCUGCGAGGCGCUCGACGGGAUGCGCCCUGCCGAGAUCGCCGCCAUGCAGGACUACGCCGAGCGUUCCUUCCUGCACCAGGGGAUCACGUUUGCGGUCUACGGCGAGGAAGGCGCGCAGGAGCGGAUCAUCCCCAUCGACUUCCUGCCGAGGCUCCUCGACGCUGCCGACUGGGACCUGGUCGAGCGCGGCCUGCGGCAGCGGCUGGAGGCGCUCAACCUCUUCCUCGCCGAUGUCUACGGACCGGGGCGGAUCCUCGAGGACGGGGUCGUUCCGGUGGACCUGGUACGCGGCUGCCCGCAAUACCGGGUCGAGAUGCGGGGCCUGGAGGUGCCGCACGGCGUCUACGUCGCGCUCUGCGGCACCGACAUCGUGCGGACCAACGACGGCUUCGUGGUGCUGGAGGACAAUCUGCGGACGCUCGCCGAGCUUGCGCCGCCCGGCGUCUCCAACCCCUGCAUCGUCCUGCUCACCCCCGGCGUCUACAAUUCCGCCUUUUACGAGCACAUGUUCCUGGCGCAGGAGAUGGGCGUGGAGCUGGUGCAGGGCAGCGACCUGCGCGUCCACAACGGGUUCGUCUAUAUGCGGACCACCGCCGGGCUGAAGAAGGUGGACGUGAUCUACCGCCGCAUCGACGACGACUUCAUCGACCCGCUGGCCUUCCGCCCCGAUUCGCAGCUCGGCACCCCCGGCCUCUUCUAUGCCUACAAGCUCGGCAACGUGACGAUCGCCAACGCGCCGGGCACCGGCGUCGCCGACGACAAGAGCGUCUACGCCUACGUGCCCGACAUGAUCCGCUAUUAUCUGAGCGAGGAGCCGCUGCUUUCCAAUGUCGAGACCCAUCUCUGCCGCAAUCCCGAGGCGUUGGAAUACACGCUCGACAAUCUGGAGACGCUCAUCGUGAAGAUGCCCGUGCUCGACCUUUCGGUCUCUCCCUGCCUCACCCCCUCUGGCGCGGCACCGCGCCAUGUCGACCUUCGCCCCUUCGUGCUGCGCGGGAACGAGACGCGCCUCGUCCCCGGCGCCUUCUGCCGGGUCGCGCUCGUCGAAGGCUCGCUCGUCGUAAACUCGAGCCAGGGCGGCGGCGGCAAGGACCUCUGGGUGCUUUCCGACUAG